Messenger RNA from Cavia porcellus (domestic guinea pig), 1512 nucleotides. It is a transcript of the gene Asprv1, whose product is annotated as aspartic peptidase retroviral like 1. Lineage: Eukaryota; Metazoa; Chordata; Mammalia; Rodentia; Caviidae. Gene Ontology annotation, biological process: proteolysis. Gene Ontology annotation, cellular component: membrane. The record is from RefSeq and is a predicted model, not a curated record. Gene Ontology annotation, molecular function: aspartic-type endopeptidase activity. Bases 221 to 964 code for a protein of 247 amino acids. The transcript has a single exon.
AAAAAGGCUCUGCAGAGUGGAGGGUCACACAGCCUCCUGCUGCUGGCCCAGCUGACUGCUCCGCCACGCUCUCUGGCUCCCUUCUGCUUGCCCGGCUGGGUAAGUAAACAGCACCCUGCUUCCAAAGGCCUUCUUCUCCAGCGUGAUUGCGCCAACACUGCUCUGUGGUUUUCUCUACUUGGCGUGGGUUACUGCUGAGCUUCCAGAGGUGAGCAGAGCAAUGGCUACAAGCAGACGCACCUUCGUCCCGGACUCUUUCGAUGGGGCCAGUGUAGCCCCCAACCUUUGGCUGCACCGCUUCGAGGUCAUCGAUGACCUCAACCACUGGGACCACGCUACCAAGCUCAGGUUUCUCAAAGAGUCGCUCAAAGGAGAUGCCCUGGAGGUCUACAACAGACUCAGUGUCCAGGACCAGGGAGACUACGGGGCUGUGAAGGAGGCCCUCCUGAGGGCCUUCGGAAAGCCAGGGGCUGCCUGCAGCCAGCCCAAAGAGAUUGUGUUUGCCAACAGCAUGGGUAAGGGCUACUACCUCAAAGGGAAGAUUGGCAAAGUGCCCGUGAGGUUCCUGGUGGACUCCGGGGCCCAGGUCUCUGUGGUCCACCCGAAAUUGUGGGAGGAGGUCACUGAUGGCGAUCUGGAUACCCUGCAGCCCUUUGAGAACGUGGUGAAAGUGGCCAAUGGAGCCGAAAUGAAGAUCCUGGGUGUCUGGAAGACAGUCAUGUCCCUGGGCAAACUGAAGCUGAAGGCUGAGUUCCUGGUGGCCAACGCAAGUGCAGAAGAAGCCAUCAUCGGCACCGACGUGCUGCAGGACCACAACGCUGUCCUGGACUUCGAGCACCGCACGUGCACCUUGAAAGGAAAGAAGUUCCGCCUCCUGCCGGUGGGGGGUUCCCUGGAAGAGGAGUUUGACCUGGAGCUCAUCGAGGAAGAGUCUACACUGGAUCGGCAACAGUCGUCCUAUUAAGAAGCCCGCCCCCCUCUCUGCCCCAAAUGGUUGGGAACCCUACAAACGUGAGGGUGCAUAGUCUCAGGGAGAUUGCUGAGUUUGGCCCACCUGUAAAUCCAACUCUUGCUUGCCGCCCGCCUCCCUCCACAGGGGCCUUGGUCUGCCCCUGGUGGGGGAGGCUUCGUGGAAACAGGGAGAGAGCAGGCUGGCAUGCUUGGAGAGGAAGGCCCCGUGGCCAUCAAGCCAGUGCUGGUGGCACCAACUUGACAUUUGGAAGAAGCUUCCAGGAGGCUAGGAAUAUCUGUCUGUGAGAGAGGAUUGGGGGACCUUUGCCGAUCCACUGAGGUGUGGCUGUGUCACCUUCUGGUCCAGCCGGGCUGGGUCCCGGCUGCAUCCUCGCCAGCCAGGUCCUGCUGUCCUGCGGGGUGGCAGCUGCUCUUAGAUGCCCCUGGCCUGUCUUCCCACUUGUGUAAUGAUAUGUUUCUUUCUGUCAUUUGCUUUGAAACCCAGCCUUGUGCCAAUAAUUCAAUUACUGUAAAACCAAUAAAUAACAGUUCAUGGAAAAA